GUAAAUUGUAUCGGAAAAAAAGACCAGAACUAGAAGGCCAAAGAGAGGAUAGAUAGAGUAGGGGAGGCACGCUUUCCUACGCUCUCCGGGGUGCAAGUGUUAAUUGCAAGUUGCAAAACCAUAGGAAGGAGUUGGACCCAUCAUAGGUCGGGGCAGCCAAAGUAACUGGCCUCCACUUUUAUUUUAAUCUAUUUGUUUUUCCUUUAUCUUUCUUUCUCUACUGUCGGUAAGUCACGAGCCUCUACCGUCCAUUGAGAGAAGGGAAAAAAAAAAGAAAGAAUGCAGACCGUGUGGAUUUCUACAUCAAUUAAAAUCGCCUUUGACAUUGUCCAAAGUCAACUCCAAAACCAGACCCGGUUUUCAAUGUCGGAAGCUGAGUAAAUCACAAAGUUAGAGAGAGAAAAAGGACAAGAUAAGGCUUUGAGAUGCCCAAUUUGUCAACCAAAAAUACCACAGCUUUUUCCUUUUUCCUUCUUUAUAUAUAAUUGCGAAACCCGACUCAAAUGCAACCCCCCAGCAUUUUCUUCUUUUUUUUCCUGUUCUCUUUACAACAACUAAAAAGUCAGCGCCUUGUUUUGUCUUCUUCUUUCUCUCUUUUCUAACAGUUUCUUGCCAGAGGGGAGUCAGCUGCAGAUUCAGAAGAGGCACUUUUGUUUUUUGAGUUUUGCCUUAGAAGUAGAGAGAAGAAGAUACAAGGCUCAUGGAUGUUGAUUGGGAUUUGCAUGCGGUGGUGAGGGGCUGCGCCACUGUUACAGCGUCCAGCAGCGGUGGUGUUGCAACCAGUUCUUUCAUGGCGGAGUUGUGCCCUCAGUCUUGUUUUUCUUCGUUUGGUAGUCAAAAAGCUUUUCAGGGUCAAGUUUUUUCAUUUCCGAAUCAGUUUGAAGAUAGAAAAUCUAUGGAAGAACUGCAUGAGCUUUACAAGCCUUUCUUCCCCAAAUCUCAGCCUUCUUCCCCACAGAGCAUGCCUUUAUCUUCACUUUCUUCUCUUGGCUUGUCCAAAGAUCAAGCACAGAUUAAACAACAACAGCCUAAGCAGUCUGUUACUAGCGCUGCUAAAACAGCUAGUAGUAAUUCCACAACUGCAAAUUCUUAUAAUUCUCGAUCUAAAAGAAGAAAGAACCAGCUAAAAAGGGUUUGCGAGGUUCCAGCAGAAGGUCUCUCUUCAGAUGUAUGGGCAUGGAGAAAAUAUGGUCAGAAACCCAUCAAAGGUUCCCCUUAUCCAAGGGGCUAUUACAGAUGUAGCAGCUCUAAGGGCUGUUUGGCCCGGAAACAAGUGGAACGAAACAGAUCCGACCCGUCUAUGUUCAUAGUCACAUACACAGCUGAACACAACCACCCUGCUCCCACGCACCGGAAUUCACUCGCUGGCAGCACCCGCCAGAAGCCUUUCACUCCACAAACAGUCACUGUCGGCGACUCCACCAAACCCUCCUCAUCCAAACCUGCGAACAGCUCGUCUCCAACUACCUCAGUUGAUGAAGAGCUUGUAGUUCAAAGUACAAAGAUGGAGAGCAGAGAGGAUUUGGCUGAAGAUGAAGGGGAAGAAGAUUUUGGGAUGUCAGACACGGCGGUCAGUGAUGAUUUCUUCGAGGGUUUAGAAGGACUCUCUGACAUGCUCACCGGAAAUUGCUUUUCUGAUAAUUUUCCGGCAACUUUUGACCUUCCUUGGAUUGUUAACAAUGCAGCUACUGCCGCUGGUGGCAUCUAAAACUCGCCCGGAGAAUUGUUUUCAUGGCUUUAUAUGUUUUUUCCCUUUUAUUUCUUGUAUAUGUCAUACACUUUAAAAGGUAGAGGGGAAUUCAAUUGGCUUAUUCCCUUUUGGUAGAAUGCAAGUUACGAUUCCAUAACGAUCUGAGGUAAGGUUAGUGACAGAGCUAGGUGAAGUUUUAGCUUUUAGACAUCCUUUUUAUUUUCCUAGAAUUUACGGUUUUUUUUGUCAUUUCGGAUACAACUAAAGUGUAAUCGGUAAUUGAUUUAUCAGUAUCUUUGUUUAA
Durio zibethinus is the source of this 1994-nucleotide messenger RNA. RefSeq names its product WRKY transcription factor 22-like. Gene Ontology annotation, molecular function: transcription cis-regulatory region binding; DNA-binding transcription factor activity. Gene Ontology annotation, cellular component: nucleus. Lineage: Eukaryota; Viridiplantae; Streptophyta; Magnoliopsida; Malvales; Malvaceae. The record is from RefSeq and is a predicted model, not a curated record. Gene Ontology annotation, biological process: regulation of DNA-templated transcription.